Cercospora beticola is the source of this 1225-nucleotide messenger RNA. RefSeq lists its product as uncharacterized. The record is from RefSeq and is a predicted model, not a curated record. NCBI's taxonomy places the organism in Eukaryota, Fungi, Ascomycota, Dothideomycetes, Mycosphaerellales, Mycosphaerellaceae.
GCAUGUUGGAAGUUCUCACGUGCAGGGAUCAGAAAGUAGCUGUUUCUUGUAAUGUUGAGCACCGCGACAAGCUGAUUGUAGCGGCGAAAUCCCCGGCCAGCCGAGACGUCAAGAUAGUGUCAAGACAGCACUUUCAUCGACUUCAUUCCUGCAUCGUUUUCUGGGCUCAGAUGGCACUCGUGAAGCCAACGAUAGCGGUGUUCGGAGCGACCGGAUACCUUGGCCAGCACAUAGCCGCAGCUUUGCUCGAUCCUGGAACCCGAUCCAAGUUCCGGAACGUUGUGCUGCUUUCAAGGCGUGCCACAAAGUUGCAGAGGUGGCAGAAAUACAACGCAGUGAUCCGCCAGUGUGACGAACGGGAUUUGAUUGCAAGCCUCAAAGACAUCGAUAUUGUUGUCGAUGCCGUCGGUCCUUCCGGGGUAGAAUUCAGCAGGCGACUGAUCGCGGCCAUGGCUCAGGCCAAAGUCAUGAUCUAUUUCCCGCCAGAGUUCGACGUUGACCACAACCUUCACGACUUCCGGUUUGCAGAGUGGGACUGGAAAAAGAGCAACGUUGCUUUGGCUCGUGCCCAAUUGCCAGGGACUAAAGUCUGCCAGAUUUUCGCGAGCCUUCUGCUGGAACAGGCCUUUGGUCCGUGGCUCGGAUUCUGUUCGAAAAGACAGACGUAUGCGUGCGUAGGAAGCAAAGACGUUGCCAUCUCGUUCACUUCUGUCCGUGAUCUUGCUCGCACAAUUGUCCAAUUGUGCUUGACCGAGCUUUCGCGGAUACCAGACCAAGUGCACAUUGGCGGCACCACUGCGACGUUUUCGGAUGUCGCAACAAUCAUGAGCCGAGAAAAUGGAAACAGAAUCCGCGUCGUGGAACUCCCUCUGGCAGCGUUCAAGGCAAGCGUACUCACAGCCGCUGGAUCCAAACGCACGGAUUACCUCCGGUGUGUGAUGGCAGAAGGCAAAGCGAACCACGGACGGUAUGGAGUCUGGAAUGUGAACGAGUUGGUCAAUCCUGGAGGAAGUCGGUGGGAGUGGACGACAGUGGAUGCAUUGGCCAAGCAAACAGGUGGUCGACCCUGGAGCGAUGCAGAUUGGCCCGAUGUCCGAUGAAGUUGUGCUCGUUCAAGCACUGUGCGAGCUCAACGUUUCCGCGCCUGCUGUAAUGGUAUGCAGUUGACGUCUUGUCCGAUUCGCACUUUGAUCUCCGAGACAUUGAUGCUUUUCGUUGUCACUGU